This is a messenger RNA of Cryptotermes secundus, 2164 nucleotides long. Its product is annotated as DNA polymerase delta subunit 3. Gene Ontology annotation, molecular function: DNA-directed DNA polymerase activity. The transcript has 9 exons. Gene Ontology annotation, biological process: DNA synthesis involved in UV-damage excision repair; DNA strand elongation involved in DNA replication; DNA replication. Gene Ontology annotation, cellular component: delta DNA polymerase complex; nucleus. Bases 230 to 1693 code for a protein of 487 amino acids. The record is from RefSeq and is a predicted model, not a curated record. Lineage: Eukaryota; Metazoa; Arthropoda; Insecta; Blattodea; Kalotermitidae.
UGUAGUGCGUAGUUGAGCAGUGGUUGUGCGCGUAUUUGUUUUUCAGUUUCAAUUUCAAUUUAUUUUUAUUCAUCAGAUCUACAUUUUGCGAUAGCGCCUCCAGAUAUAGAACACGUCAAAGCCCAGCUAUGAAGACCGAUAUACUACUGCACAUGCGUGUAGUGCUGAGGUGCUGAGCUGCUGAGCACUGCUGAGCUGCUGAGUGCAAUUUGGCGCGUUCGAGCAGAGAAUGGGCGGAAUGGGUGCAAUGGUUGAAAUGGAUGUUGGGAGUCUCAGACUUUAUCUUCAAAAUAUUGAAGAAUAUGUUAUGGAUGAAGAUAAAAUUGUUACCUACAAAUGGCUGAGUAAAAAUCUGGACAUCCAUGUAAAUACAGCGAAGCAGUUACUGUACACUUUUGCUACAGAGCAAAAGGACGAUGUACACCUAACGUACCUGGUUGGAGGUGUCUUGUGUGAUGGAACAGGAUGCAAAAUACAGAUCGUUCGUCAGGAAGACCUGGAGAAAGCAAAGGCUGAGUUCAAGGCUUUGACAUCAGAACAUGUGUAUAGUGUUCAGAAGGCAAGGACUCUACCAGACCUGGGAGCUCUGUAUGCAGUAGAUGUGCACAUGAGAGAUGAAAAUGAAGAUGAUAAAAGGCUGAGUGCUAUCACAUGCAGCCACUCAGUUCUUAGGCAGCAGGAGGAAAUUGAAAGAUUGAGGCAGAAGGCUCGAGCUGCUACAUCUGCUGUGGAUGGAAAACAGUGGCCCACAGGCCCUUCAGUAAAUAAGAGAGCAAAAGCACUAAACAACAAGGAGGUUGCUACUGGAGAUGCAUCCAAGGUGGAAAGUGGUUCAAAGAAAGAAUUAAAGAACAGUGUUAUACCUGCCAUGUUUGCAGCACAGACAUGUAAAAAUAUGAAAGAUGAAAAGCCUAAAGCUGCAGAAACGUUGACAGCCAAGCCAAAAGCUAGCAAUGGCAGCAGUGUGUUCUUCAGUAAGCAGACAGAGAAACCAGUAAAGCCAAAGGUCUCCGUUUCUAAAGACAGUGCAAGUGGAUUAAGCUCAAAAGAUUCGGAAGGUAACAAAGAGGAGGUAAAGCGUGCGUCGAAAAGUCACCAAGAGAAACAAGAAGACAGUCAGAGUAAAAUUAAAUUAUCAAAGAAUGUUAAGUGUAAUAUCACGAAGCAAACUGAGAAGAAAGGUGGAAAGGGUAAAAGUAUAAAUAUGGACACUAAUGAGUUGCUCCCAGCGAAGAAACGAAAGCGAAUUCUUGUUAUUUCAGAUUCAGAAGACAGCAGUGGUGAUGAUAUACUUGACAGGGAUGAUGCAGAGGCCUCUGAUUCAUCUCCAUUGCCUGAAGUUUCUCCACAACUACAUGAAAGUAACACAGAUGAUGUGAUACCACCCACUCCAGAGGCUGAAUUGAAGAAGGGUCGUAAACGUGUCCGCAAGAUGAAAGAUAAGACAUUUAUGGAAGAAGAUGGUUACAUGUUGACCUGCAAGGAAUAUGUAAUUGAAAGUUGUACAGACAGUGAAGAAGAGCAAACAAAUGAAAAUGAAAAGAAGCAGCCAGAAGAAAAUUGCGAGCCAGUUAAAUCAGACACACCUAAGAGUCCAAAAGCUGUCAGUAAGGAACCUCCAGCUAAGAAGAAGUCACUACGACAAAAAACUAAGCAGGCAACACUCACGAAUUUCUUCAAGAAAAUCAGCUGAAUUUUUGCUGUAUUUCGAGUUAGUAUUUAUGCUGUUUUGAGGCUAUGCCCUUUAUGUUGAUUGAACUAUUGUGAUUGAAUGCUGAAUGUGUACAAGAUUGAGAACAAGUCAUUGUCAAGUUACAGGCUGUUUUUUUAGACUUGGACUUCGGGUUGUAUGUGAGGAGAAGUAUGACAAGAAGUAGCAGGGCAGUGGUUGCAGCUGCUUUGUAGGAGGGAGGAGAGUGAUGCACUGUAACUGAGGCCCUGUUUUUACCUGUAUGCAUCAGACAGCCCUUAUCUUAGUGGACUUGAACAAAUUCACUGUACCAGGUAAAAAAAAUGGUGACAGUACUACAGUGUAGAAGGUUGUGAAGAUUUUGCUGAAAAAAGAUUUUAAAUCUUAUGCCUUAGAAAUGUAAUGAGUUGUAUAUAUAAAUAUGUGACUUCUUAUGCUGGACAGGAACAAAUAAAAUUGGCUUAUAUGUUCUUU